GCAAACAAAACGCGAGCUUUCCUCUAACACUGCGGUUAACCUCAUUUCUUUUCCACACUUCAGGUUGUUUUAUUGUGAUUAAAAGACAGGAAAAACAAGUGGAAUGUUGCUUUAAAUGGGAAAAUUAUAUAAAUAUAUAGAGAUGACUGAAGCAAAUGACGCACAGAGCCUGAACGGAGGAGCGCGCGCUGUUAUUUGACGCGGCACCGGUGGUUCAGUUUGGACAUGCACGCGCGUGAACGACUUUAAAAUACAGACACUUGUGACUCCAGCAGCCAUGUGUUCAUGCAGCCCUUUGGGCUUGGUAGUCUUCCUUCUGAUCAUUAGCAGGAUCAUACAGGUUUCAAGCGCCAGUGCUGAAGAGGUCCUACCUCCGACCAUUCAAAAACUGAUGAAGGGCUACAACAAGUACCUGAGGCCUUUCUUCGGCAAUGGUCCUGUUACUGUUGGCAUGAGUUUGGAUAUUGCCAGCAUAGAUACUAUAUCAGAGAUCAACAUGGACUACACAGCAACUAUCUUCUUGCGGCAGCGUUGGACAGAUGAGCGUCUGUGCUUUGAUGGGAAUAAGAGUCUGAGUUUAGACGGCAGGCUGGUGGAGCUUCUCUGGGUUCCUGACACGUUCAUUGUGGACUCCAAAAAAUCCUUUCUUCAUGACAUCACUGUGGAGAACAGACUGAUCAGGAUAUUUCCAAAUGGCACUGUGCUUUAUGCACUGAGAAUUACCACCACAGUGGCCUGCAGUAUGGACCUGACCAAGUAUCCAAUGGACAAACAAACAUGCACACUUCAGCUAGAAAGCUGGGGUUAUAAUGUGAAAGAUGUGGUAUUUUGUUGGACACGUGGGAACCAGUCGGUUAGUGGACUUGAUACUCUGCAGCUGGCCCAGUACACUUUAGAGGACUACUAUACCUCAGAGUCUGAAGCUGUUUAUGAGACCGGCAGGUACCCAAAGCUAAUCUUCCACUUCCAGUUGAGGCGAAGCAUCCUAUACUUUAUUUUGGAGACAUAUGUGCCAUCGAGUGCCCUAGUGGUUUUGUCCUGGGUCUCCUUCUGGAUCAGUCAGUCUUCUGUCCCUGCCCGUAUUUGCAUAGGUGUGACCACAGUUCUGACAAUGACCACAUUGAUGAUGGGUGCACGCACUUCUCUGCCUAAUGCAAACUGCUUCAUUAAAGCAAUUGAUGUGUACCUGGGCAUCUGCUUUAGCUUCAUCUUUGGUGCCCUCAUAGAGUAUGCUGUGGCCCAUUUCUGUACUUUACACCAACCCAAUGCUGCCAAUGCAUAUAAGUAUGGACAGGAGAUGCAGGAACGUGAGGAUGAAAUGAAUGGGAUUGUCACAUCCAUCGGCAGCCAUGCUCUGCGGGUACGCAAAAGGGAGGAGAUGCUGUCCCGUGCUGGCAGCAUUAGCAGUCCCACUCCCAGUGACACUAAAGAGGAAAAGCCAUCCUCCCAGCCCCAGAGCAGGUGCACCAAGUCCCUAUCAAUGCUACGCCGCAUUGUUUGUUUCCUGAACUGCUGCCAUGUGGAAAACCCACAUUACAUUGACAACUAUUCACGUCUGACCUUUCCUCUCUCCUUCAUCUUCAUUAAUCUGCUUUACUGGACCUACUACCUGUACUUUUAGUCUGUGUGCUUUUAUGAGUGUGAGAGAUUCAUAUCGCUGUCACAGCAUUUGGGGGAUUUAAUGCACUUUUCUCCUAGCAUGUUUUUGCUACAUGUAAGCUAUGCAUGUAGUAUGUAACAUAUUUAUUUCAUCCAACUGGAUGUGUUUUUGUUUGAAAUGGUACUGGUGGUAACAGAGGAUUAAAUAAUGAAGGUAUGUUUUUGUAAGAAGUAUGUGUUUUCAGUAAAUCUUUACAAAAAUACAGGAGUAUACAAUACAACUAAAAGAAUGACCGUGUGAAACAAUUGUGACUAAUUAUUUAAAAUUCUAAAUAAUGUAGAGCAGGAUCAGUGAUGUAAUAUUGAAGAGCAAGACCAAAGAUUAGAUGCAUUUUUAACAUUUUCUAAUGCAAAAGUGAAUGUUAUUAUAUGUUACACAGGUAGCAUUCUAUGGAUGAUUUCAGAUAUUGUUUUUUGAAUAUUCAAUGUUGUUGAGUUUUGUGAUUAUAAAAAACAAAAAAAAAUCCAAAUAUAUUCAAGAAAACUUUCAAAAUCCGCAGGCAAUAUUCAGAUUUGACAAUGCCACAAACAGAGGAGGAAGAAGAAGAACGCCUGGCAGGCAUGCAUUGUGGGACCGAGACAUGCAAGUCUCACUCUUCUUACGACUUAUGAUCACUUUUCCUGUCCCUAUCUAUUUCGGAAGUCAGGGGCUACCUGUAAUUUUAUGAUUAAUAGUUUAAGGAGCUGCAUUUUCCCUUAACUCUACUAUUUAAGAAAGCAUGAAUCUAGCAUGAAAAUAGCUCAGGUUUCUCUUCAUUCACGAAUAAAUCUUUCGCCUUUUACUAAAGAUUUCCAUGGAGAGGAACAUUGAUGAGUUCCGAAUAUUUUUGCAGGCUUUGCUAUUGCAAAGCUACUUGUUUAGAAAUUUCCCCACUGUGGGACGAAUAAAGGUUUAUCUUAUCUAUAAUAUUAUUGCAAUGUACUAUUUCCAUUAAUUACUCGACUGUUUAGCAUUAUUUUCUUUAGUCAAAGUAAAAGAUUUUUAUGUAAAAUUUAAUAGUAAAACAAAACUUACAACCAACAUUUUGGUCAACAUAAAAAGCUGGUUUUAUUUCGUGUACACACUGAAAUAUACUUAUUAUAAACAUUCCUCCAAUUUGCUGUAAGUUCUGUAGAGUGUUGCAAACUUAUUAUGGUUUUAUCACUAUCCUUUUCUUACACUGACCUUUGAAUAGAAACCUUCUAUUAACUAAAAUGAAUAAUCAGUUGUUUUACAGAUAUAAUGUCUUCCUACUAUAUUGAAUUUGCAACAAUGGCAUUAUUUAUUAGCAACAGUUUCUUAUUAAUAUAAAGUCUUUGCAGAUGUUUUGCAAGUAAAAUAAUUCCAGUUGUGCAUGAAUCUUGUGAAGUGAGAAAUAUGUCAUUGGCUCUAUUGUGUUUUUCCAUGCAUGGGAGAUAAUGAUGCAUCACUUCCCACAGCAGCUUGUGAGGAAGGGUGCAUGGUGUGGCUGUGGGAAGUUUAACAGUAAACUGGAUCAUAAUUGUAUCUGCAAUUUCAGUGUUUUAAGAUUUUUAAUAAUGAAUAAUAAAUCACUGCCCAAACUAUUUCAAGUGCUUCUUAGUUAAUUUAUUCAGUCCUUAUCCAGAACUAAGUGGAUGACGGUUCGUUCGUAAACAAUUUA
Silurus meridionalis is the source of this 3281-nucleotide messenger RNA. It is a transcript of the gene gabrz, whose product is annotated as gamma-aminobutyric acid type A receptor subunit zeta. Bases 278 to 1621 code for a protein of 447 amino acids. NCBI's taxonomy places the organism in Eukaryota, Metazoa, Chordata, Actinopteri, Siluriformes, Siluridae. Gene Ontology annotation, biological process: signal transduction; regulation of membrane potential; chemical synaptic transmission. Gene Ontology annotation, cellular component: membrane; neuron projection; GABA-A receptor complex. The record is from RefSeq and is a predicted model, not a curated record. Gene Ontology annotation, molecular function: extracellular ligand-gated monoatomic ion channel activity; GABA-A receptor activity; neurotransmitter receptor activity. The transcript is spliced from 10 exons.